This is a messenger RNA of Bombina bombina (fire-bellied toad), 1041 nucleotides long. RefSeq names its product gap junction alpha-4 protein-like. The record is from RefSeq and is a predicted model, not a curated record. Lineage: Eukaryota; Metazoa; Chordata; Amphibia; Anura; Bombinatoridae. The transcript has a single exon. Bases 1 to 1017 code for a protein of 338 amino acids. Gene Ontology annotation, cellular component: connexin complex. Gene Ontology annotation, biological process: cell communication.
AUGGGGGACUGGAGCUUGCUUGAAAAACUGUUGGACCAAGUUCAGGAGCAUUCCACAGCUGUUGGUAAAAUCUGGCUUAUAGUACUGUUUGUCUUCCGCCUCUUAAUCCUAAGCCUUGCUGGUGAAUCAGUAUGGGGGGAUGAACAAUCAGACUUUGUGUGUAACACUAAGCAACCUGGCUGUACAAACAUCUGCUAUGACAAAGCCUUUCCUAUCUCUCAUAUUCGCUAUUGGGUGCUGCAGUUCAUUUUUGUCAGCACUCCCACCCUCCUUUACCUAGGACACGUGUUAUACCUAUCCAGGAGAGAGGAAAAGCUCAAACAGAAUGAGUUGGCCAGACUGGAGCACAAGGAACAGGAAGUAGAUCAUGUCAAUGAGGUCAUUAGAAAGAAGCGCAUAAAAUUCUACAUACAAGAGGAUGGAAGAGUAAAGAUUAGAGGAGCACUCGUAUUCACUUACUCAGCCAGUAUCAUCGUCAAGAUCAUAUUUGAAGUUGGAUUUCUGGUGGGUCAGUGGUUCCUCUAUGGAUUUGUGAUGCAUCCAUUGAUUGUGUGUGAAGGAGACCCAUGCCCCCAUAAAGUUAAUUGCUAUGUGUCCCGUCCUACAGAAAAAACAAUCUUUAUCAUCUUCGUUCUAGUGGUUUCUCUCAUCUCCUUAGCACUUAAUUUACUUGAGCUGGCGAUUUUGAUUGGCCAGACCAUUUACCGUACUGCAAAUAACAGUCCUCAAGCUGCAUAUCUCAAAGAAGUAAACAUGUUGCCAGAUAAAACAUUUAAUCAAUCAAGUGUUUCAGCUCAGGAAAACUCGUGUCUUUACUUUGGCAUACAUAAAAACCAUCCUCCCUGCCCAUUAUACAAAAUGUCAAAUGAUCAAAACUGGACCAAUUACAAUACUGAAAAACAACUUGCCCUUAGUGUUGGGAUCCAUUCCCCUUUGGAUCAUGAUGUUUUUAGUGGCCAUUCAAUACCCACCUCAAGCAGGGCAAGUAGUUCCACCUCUAAAAAGCAGUAUGUUUAAAAAACAAAAAAAACAAACAAACAA